Molecule: messenger RNA, 2098 nt
Organism: Anoplopoma fimbria (sablefish)
Lineage: Eukaryota; Metazoa; Chordata; Actinopteri; Perciformes; Anoplopomatidae
Gene: angptl6
Product: angiopoietin-like 6
Exons: 7
Coding region: 336-1787 (483 amino acids)
Source: RefSeq, a predicted model, not a curated record
CCCUCCUCACAGAUCCUGACACAGAACCUCCGGAGAAGUAAAGGCAGAUUAGCUGCUUACAAACGUGGAUGUUUUUACUUGAGAUUCAUUUGUAACGCAUGUUUUCUUUGCCUUCACCCUUCACUUCAACAUUCACAGAGGACCACUGAUGACUUUUAAUUUGGAAGAAGCGUCUUGUGACUUUUCCUCAGCUCUGAACAUAUGAUUUUUGAAAAUGUGUUAGCCUUUAUUUUACAUCUGUGCAUCCUGGGAGCUGCAGCUACACACUGGAGCAGAACAAAGACAUCCUAACACUUUUCAGCUGCUGCGGGUGUCCUCAGAAGUUUAACACAUUCAUGGAGAAGACACUGACAAUAGGUCUGACUCUUUUCCUAACACUCUGUGUGGACGUCCCAGGAGCUGGAGGACGGAAGGACGGGGCUCAUGGAGAGGACACACAGAAACAUUCAGCCCAGUCUUCAGAUACAAAAGGAGGCCGUUGCUCCUACACGUUCAUUGUCCCCCAACAAAAACUGACUGGUGCGCUGUGUUUGAACACGAAGUCUGCUUCUGCCAACGAGUCGGAGGUGGCAGCGCUGCGGGCGGAGCUCAGACGACAGCAGGAGCAGCUGGAGAAGCUCCACGUCCAGCUGGAGCAGGAGGGGUCCCUUGCCAUGGAGAUCAGAGCCCUUCGCAAAGAGAGCAACAGCAUGAAUUCUCGUAUUGCCCAGCUCUAUGCCCAGCUGCUACACGAAGUCAUUCAAAAGAAAGACCAGGCUUUGGAGCAGCGAAGGGUGGAGAACCUCCUACUAAAUGCUACAACACAGGCGCUGCAGGUGUCCAGUAACUUCAGGGAGCUGGAGAAGAAAUAUGGAGCCCUCACCUCCAUGAUGAGCUCCCAGAACCAGUUUAUAACUCGUCUGGAGAAGCAGUGCCAGUGCAGGGACUCCACACAGGCCUCUCUGGUCACGACUGAACCACCAAAAAGCCAGUCUAAUGUGCAUCCUAAUUACAGCUCUGACGCCAGCGAAAUGGCCAAUGAUGUUCAAAGGGACCAAAGUGCUCUUUCACAACAGCAGGAAAAAGCUGACGUUUCCCUUCCCACGAACUCUCCUACGGACCCUACAUUAAUUAGUUUCCCUGUCACAAAGACUCCAGGGCCGUGGCGGGACUGCCAGCAUGUGCUGGAAUCAGGUGAGACCACCAGCGGGAUCUACUUGCUCCGUCCACAGAGUGCCAACCGUCUCCUGCAGGCUUGGUGUGAUCAGAGUCGGGCCCAGGGAGGGUGGACGGUCAUCCAGAGGAGACAGGAUGGGUCGGUCAACUUCUUCCGCACAUGGGAGCAGUAUAAGCAAGGCUUUGGGAACCUAGACGGUGAGUAUUGGCUCGGCCUGGAACACCUCUUCUGGCUGACGAAACAGGCCCAGUAUAAGCUGCGGGUGGUUAUGGAAGACUGGCAGGGCCGGCAGGUGUUUGCAGAGUAUGACAGCUUCCACAUUGAACCGGAGAGCGAUUGGUACAGACUGCGGUUAGGACAAUACCACGGCAAUGCGGGAGAUUCCCUCUCGUGGCACAACAAUAAGGCCUUCACCACUCUGGAUCGAGACAAGGACAGCUACACAGGUAACUGCGCCCAUUACCAAAAGGGAGGUUGGUGGUACCACAUGUGUGCCCACUCCAAUCUGAACGGUGUGUGGUAUCGGGGUGGACACUAUCGCAGCCGCUACCAGGACGGGGUUUACUGGGCAGAGUUCCACGGGGGGUCCUACUCUCUCAAACGAGUUUCCAUGAUGAUCAAACCCACAUAACAGUUGCGUCAUGGAUCUGUUUCCUGAUGCAGAGAGAUUUAGAGGGCCUAAAGAAUAUGUUUCAGUGUUGUCCCUGUACAGUGCUGAGCCAGUGAGUCUUUAAAAUGAAUACUGUCGCUACAUGUUGAUUAGAGGACAGUCAGUGAAGUGUGUCGACCAUGAUUAAUUUGACAAUGACUAAAAUGUUCUGUGUUGACAUGUCUUGACUGACUUGUCUGUCCUGUUUUGCAAUUUCCUGCCGAAAGAUUUUAUGUUUUUUUUUUGUUUUUUUUUCACUGUUUACUUUUAAUGUACUUUUAAAAUUAAAAUGA